GCCAGUCGUUCGCGCGGUUCGCUAACGAGGAGGUCGAGACGGUAGUGCUUGAACUAGCCUGUCUUCCUCUCCGGGGUCGAACUCCGCUCCAAACUCCAAGCCAGAAGAGAUCUUCCUCAAGAGAUAAUUUCUUUCUUUUUCCCUCGUUCUCUCUCGCUCGCUCUCUGAAGACUUCAGAAGCUGUCCGCUGCAAAUCUGCUGAAGGCGGUGGUCCGGUCAUCGGCAGACGCCAUGAAGACGGAGGACAAGACCGCCGCGGCCGCGCGGGUCAGGAUCGCCGUUUUGGGCACCAUCGACGUCGGCAAGUCAGCACUGAUCGUUCGUUACCUCACCAGAAGGUUUAUCGGCGAGUACCGGUCCAACACAGACUUGCUGUACCGUCAGACCAUCUCAGUCAAUAGCUCGCCCCUUGAGGUGGAGAUUGUUGACGUCUCUGGAGACACGACAGAGUUCCCGCUGGAGCAGGUGCAGUGGGCGGACGCCUGCGUGGUGGUGUACUCCAUCACCGACAAGCUGUCCUUCCAGUACGCCGUCGAGGCGCUGCGCCACUUCCAGAAGAUGCGGCCCGUCAACGGGGUGCCCGUCACCCUGCUCGCCAACAAGGCCGACCUCGAGCACCUCAGAGAGGUGGAGCAAAGCGAGGGCAAGACGGUGGCCUUGCAGUACGGCUGCCAGUUCCACGAGGUGUCGGUGGCGGAGAACAGCCCCGGCCUCUACCAGGCCUUCGAGUCGCUGCUGAGCGAGUGUCGCUGCCUGCACGGCACCGCCAACCACAAGUCGCGCAAGUUCUCCGUGUCCAAGAUGCUGGGCACGCUGAUCGGCGGCGGCAACAACAACUCCAACAACAACAACUCCAACUCCAACUCCAACAACCUGAACAACAACAAGACGGGCGGCACGGUGGUCGUGUGCCAGAAGUCCGACCUGCACCGCAGCCGCGUGCUGAAACGCCGCCAGAACUUCGCGGCGACGGCGUCCCUGUGACUGGCGCAGGAGGCGCCCGCCUCUCCCGACAGGACGUCGGCGAUGCCAUGAGAUCCGCCGCCACAGUCGGCGGGCGGGUGGCCGUUCCGCCUCCUGGCCGACUGCCUGGCGCCGAGGUACGCGGGCUGCCGCUGCCGGCAGUGACCUGCUCCUCUCCACCCGCGAUGGAUGGGCUCGACCUUAGGUCCGAGGACCUCUCCCGUCGGCAUCCAGCGCGAUUUUCCCCCUCGCAGCUCCUUCGCAGACUUCCAGCAAGAAAAAAGGGGGGCGUCCGUUGGGUUCCUAACCUGUUGGCGUCCUGCCCUCUGGCCUGUGAAGGACAGGUGUGGCCGUAUGGCCCUGUAGUCCGAAGACUACUCCAUUGGCAUCCAUUGCGAUCUACCAUGCUGUCCCCUCGUGAAUUUCCAGAAAGGAAGGGAGUCGUACAUGGGUUUCCAACAUUUUGGUGUCCUGUCUUCUGACUGGUGAAGGAUAAGUGUGCCCAUACCACCAUGAGAUCCAUCGGCAUCCAGCAUGAUCCACCCUGCUGUCCCCUCGUGAAUUCCCAGAAAGGAAGGGAGUCGUACAUGGGUUCCCAACAUUUUGGUGUCCUGUCUUCUGACCGGCGAAGGAUACCACCAUGAGAUCCGAAAACUACUCCAACGGCAUCCAGCGUGAUCCACCCUGCUGUCCCCUCGUGUAUUUGCAGAAAGGAAGAGAGUCCUAUAUGGGUUCCUAACCUGUUGGGUCUACUGGCCUCUAACCUAUGAAGGAUGGCCUUGACCUGAAUCACCAUAAGGCCAGAAGACUACAGGGAUUCCGGGCCAUCUGGAGCUCUUUCUCUCUCGCUCGCACAUCCCUGCCCCUCAGAAGGCUAUGGAAAGCCUCUGCGCGAAUUCUCCAUUGAGAUGUUGUCUUUCUUGGUCUGGGUCAUCGCUCUUCAAUUUUUCCUUCCACGGUUGAAGAAGAAGAAGCAGCGAUCACUUCAUCAAGUGUCGUGUCCGUUGCAGAUACGACUUUAUGCGAGAAUCACACCUCUAAUUUUCUCGCUCCCCCAUCCCCCCGUCACACACAAGCAUGUAACUGGAGUCUGCCUUUCUCCUCAACACUAUCAGCCCGGCCUAGAGUAUUUGUGUUUCCCCCCCUCUGUGCGAAACAGACGCGUAAUUGAAAGUACAUAUCGGUCACAUACCAUUACUAAUGAAACACGGGAAUUUAUAAAUCGCAGAAUGUUACAUGCUUGUGUUAUUUUGUAAGGAUCUUGAUUUUAGAGUUUUGGAAUCAAUCUUUGUUCAUUUUGGGACAAAAUUAAUCCGUUAUUAGGUUGGUUUUUUCUUCUUCUCCUGGAAUAUGAUCAAAACUGCCUGGUUCUUAUAAUAGAUUUACAAUAAUACGAAAUGUUGUGCCUUAAGGUCCAUAGUGACUCAGAUAAAUACUCUUAAUGUAGAAAAAAGAAACCGGACACCAAAUGUUUUAUUCCCGACCACUUUUGGAUUCUCACUCAGUUUUGCAUGAGGUGAUUCAAAGAUUAUCAUAGUUUUACCAACAUUGUGGUGAGUACUUUAGUGAUCGUCAGAGAAAACAGUAAUUCUUAAGCUAAAUGACAAGUUCUCGUUACGUUAACGUCUGGCGAAUAGGUUCACAUGGCAAAUCAUUCCGAAAUGUGUGGUGUUAAUGGCGAUCGUUUCAUACAAACACAGAAUUUUAAAGUUAAAGGUUCUUAUUAAGAUAUAUUUCUAACUGAAACUUUUCAUGAUAUUAUCUCUAUGAAAAGUAUUAUUGCUAGCAAGAAUUUUAAUUGGCAGGUUGGGAAUAACGCAUGGUACUAUAAGGUUAAAUUGAAAGUGUGUUUGCUUGCUUGAAUCUCUUAUGAGCAAAGAUUGAUUCUGGGUUUGACAUUCCAAAUGCGACAUGCGCGCAUUUCUUGUAUGUGGUGUAGUACUUUGUAAAAGUUUUUGAUUAUCUGUUUGUGAGAACUAACGAAUUGUAUACUAAAUGAAGUUUUUGGAUGUUUAAAUUAUUUUAUUUGGAAAUCUGUUAAAUUGUGUACAUAAAAGAGAGAAACUGUUGACAUAGUAAAAUAAUUUAUAUUUAUCGGAUUGAAAAAAAUAAUAACGCUUACAUUUUAAACCACAGAAUAUGAUUACCAAAAUAAUUAUUGUAUUAAUUUGUAUGUGAGUGUUAACUUGAUAAGGGUCUAUUUAAAGUACAUCUCCUGAUGAUAUAUGGGAAUGAAAUAUUGUAUAUACCUAAUGAAUGUAUUGUUAAUAUACGUUUUUACCACAUUGCUGGCUUUACUCGUGUUAAGCAGAAUUGUCUCUUUAUAUUUUUAAUGUAUUUGAAUAAAUAAUGUUAACAUGUAUAAAUUUUAGAUAUUUAUCUCACAGCAGAAACAAGCCAAUGAAAUUUUCGCUUAGUAUAUUCAAGCAGUAUAUUUAACUUUUAAUGGAAAUAUUUAUAAGCAAGCGUAAGUGAUUUUCUUGCGUUGUGUUGAGUGGCACUAUAUCGUAGACAGUAAUGAGAGAUUUUAACACGCUGUAACUACCAAUAUUUACUUAAAAUAAAAUUUAUUUUUUACAUCAUUGAUCAAUCGUUAAACCCACCAAAAAUUUAUUCCAUUCGCUAUAUUUUUUAUGAUAUAAGUUUCGCUUUAAAUUUCCUAAUAUGUAAAUACCAAUAUUUUUAAAAUGACUUUUCCUGAACGUUACGUAAUAUUAAAAAAAGCGUCAAAAGUUAUUUUUUAUAAACGGUGCCUUUUUUCUUUACGUCACUUUUGGGUUACUCUGCAGAUGAUGUUUAUAAGCAAACUAUUAAAUAUAAUUGAUUGAGACUUUGGUACUAGAUUAAGUCGCUCACACAUUUCUUCACAAUGUUAAAUAAAAAUUUACCAUCCAAGUUACACAGACUCUAAUAAAAACUAUAUUAAAAUUGUAAAAAAAAAAACAUAAAUUUAUCGAUAAAAUUUUUUUAUUGUUAAAUACUUUUUACAAUUAAAAAUUUUGUACUUCAAUGCAUAUUCUCCACUGGAAGUAUGCUGCUUAUUGUGCGAAAUUGUGUGUUAUAAUUUUUGAUUCUUGAAUAUUUAAUAUCCACACUCAUAUACAUGUAAGAUAGCAUGAAAAAUGUAUUACUAAGCUGAAAUUGUGAUAUGGCUGUGAUUCAUUGUUUUUGUACCACAAAUUUGUACUAUGAUUAGUAAAAUUUGUACAAUAAAUGAUGUUAUUUUAUAAA
Molecule: messenger RNA, 4194 nt
Organism: Bacillus rossius redtenbacheri
Lineage: Eukaryota; Metazoa; Arthropoda; Insecta; Phasmatodea; Bacillidae
Product: ras-like protein family member 11B
Exons: 6
Coding region: 232-984 (250 amino acids)
Molecular function (GO): GTP binding; GTPase activity
Source: RefSeq, a predicted model, not a curated record